AAAAGAAGUAGAAGAAAACCAAUGCGCAUGCGCCAGUAGAUGCGAAAAUGGCGGCACUCCUGGAGCAGGAGUUGGAGGCGUCAGAGAUUUCAAAAUUACCCAAAACAGUUCAAAGUAAACUAGAGAAAAUUAUUUCCGAUCGUCUGUAUGAAAUCGAUUCAUUGAAAGCACAGCAUGAACUGUACCGGGUUAAUAGCGAACAACAGUUUUUUGAGAAGGCUGAACAGCUCAGCCAGAGGCAAACAGAACUUUUGUCCCAAACACAAGAACUCCUCAAACUGAAAGAGGAGAUCUCCAAACUCGGUGAAGAGCUCAAAGAUGCCCGGGAGAGGAAUAGUGAGUUUGAGUCUGUGCAGGAGAGAUUGUCAUCGGAGCAGACUUUGCUCACAAAAGUCAAAGAAGACCUGGAGGCAGAAAAACUUGAACUUGUGCGAACGCUGGAGAGGAGGUCCUUGGAAGUGGAACAUUUAAAUGAUGACUUGAGACAGCUCAAUGAUAAGUUAGUGGAUGUCAGCACCUCUAAGAUGGCUCUGCAGAUGAAGUUAGAUGAGCUUGAAGCUGCAGAAAUCAACAUUAAGUACAAGGAGAGGCGUAUGGAGCAAGAGAAGGAGCUGCUACACGGACAAAUGACUUGGUUGAAAGAGGAGUUGAAGGCCAAGACCGAAGAACUGCUGUCUUUGUCUCGGAAGAAGGGGAAUGAAAUCCUGGAGCUAAAAUACUCUCUGGAAAGUAAAGUGGACGAGUUAAAUAAACUCCGAGAUCAAGUGACCAGUCUGAAGACUUCAAACGAGCAACUUCAGAAACAAAGCGAGGACAUGAUCAACAAACUGAAAGAAGCUAAGGACCAACAUGCUAGCAUGGAGGAGAAGUUUCGAAAUGAGCUGAAUGCAAACAUUAAGCUUUCUAAUCUGUACAAGGAAGAAGCUGCGGACGCCGAAACAAAAAGCGAGGAGCUGAGUCGGGCGGUGGAUGAACUGCAGAAACUGCUCAAAGAUGCUGGUGAAGCCAACAAGUUUCUUGAAGAAAAGCUGCAGGAAACAAACAGUGCAACAGAAAAAACUGUUGGUGAUUUGAAGGAAAGGAUUCAGAGCCUCGAGAAAGAGCUGGACAACGCCAACGAACUGCUGUCAAGUGCAAAGAUCAGGGGCCCCGCUGGUACAGCUGUGUUGACAGAGGAGCAAAUGACAACCAUGUCUCCAACAGCAGCAGCUGUCUCCAAAAUCAAACCUGGCAUGAAACUGACUGAGCUGUACACGGCGUACCUGGAGAGCCAGGAGCAGCUGCAGCUGGAGCGACUGGAGAAUAAACGAGUCAACAAAUAUUUAGAUGACAUUGUGCAGGAAGUUGAAGCCAAAGCCCCAGUCCUCAAACGGCAAAGGGAUGAGUAUGAGCGCAUGCAGAAGUCUGUGUCCAGCCUUUCUGCCAAGCUGGAGCAGGCUGAGAAGGAGGUGCUUCGUCUGCAGAAUGAAGCUGACGAGUCCAACAAGCGGGCGUCCCUCCUGGAACGGGACAACCAGCGGUUUGAACUCCAGCAGGCUGAUUUGGCUCAACAGGUUCGUGUGCUACUGAUCGAGCUGGAAGAAGCUCGUGGAAACCACGUGCUUCAUGAAGAGGAUGUGAGCUCAGCUGAUGUCAGCAGCACUUCAGAGGUCAUCAGCAAACACCUAGUUACCUUUCGCAGCGUGGAGGAGCUUCAGACCCAAAACCAGCGACUUCUGGUGGCGCUCAGGGAGCUCGGUGAUGCCCAAGAGAGAGAGGAGGCCGAGACCUCAGGAGUUAGGCGUGUGGAGCUGGAGCAAAGUUUGGAGAGACUCCAGGCUGAUUUGGAGUCUCUGAAAGAGCAACGCAAUCAGCAACUAAAGAUGGCCGAGUCGCUCGUAAGGCAGAGGGACAUGUACCGCGUGCUGCUGGCUCAGGCAACAGGAGUUGCUUUCUCCCACCAGGGCACACCGCCUGAUGAGUUUUCUCUGACGACAACCCCUCGACGUUCACCAGCAGCCACCCCCACCACAGGAACUCCCACCGCACUCGUCUCUAUGGCUGCUGAGUCCGCUGAGGUCAUUGAGGCCAAAGCUGCUCUGCGACAGUUACAGGAAAUGUUCUCUGCCUACAAGAAGGAGCGGCUGGAGAGUGAAAAAUUGAUGACUCAGCAGAACGAGAAGCUCCAGGAGCAGCUGUCUGACCUCCGCUCUCAGAAUGCAAAGAUAUCAACCCAGCUGGAGUUUGCCUCCAAGAGGUACGAGAUGCUGCAGGACAACGUUGAAGGCUACAGGAAAGAGAUUGCCUUGCUUAGAGAGAAAGAACAGAAGUCGAUCGCCGCCAUGCAGAAGUUGGAGCAGGCCGUUCACACUUUGAAUGAAGAUUUGAAAACCGCCAAGGAGAAACUCUCCAUGGCUGAGGGUGAUGCUGAGAACCUUCGCAAGGAGAGAGACAUGCUAAAGCUGGUGGAAUCCCGCUUGAAGCAGGAGAAGGAGACAAUCCUGAGCCAAAACCAGAACCAGAACCUGCUACUGAGCAAUCUUCAGACUAUUCAGUCCACUCUUGAGCGUUCAGAGACUGAAACCCGUCAGUGUCUCAGCAGCCAGAUAGAAAAGCAGGAACAGCUGAUCUCCCAGCUGCAGAAAAAGCUCGAGGAAGAAGUGGAACAGCACCACCUGUUCAGCAGAAAUCAGGAGUUGAUGGAGGUGAAGAGGCAAUUGGAGACUCAGAUUGCUUCACAUCAGAAAACCAAGGAGCUGCUGACCGCUGCAGAGUUGGAGCUAAACACCCUGAAGAUGCAGCAGGGCAGCGCUGAGACCCGCUACACCCUGAGCUCCCCAUCUACACCAGUCAUCAGAGGUCAACAGGGUUUGGAUCAGGACCAGGAGGAGCUCCGGGGCCGCCUGCAGGUGGCCGAAACCCAGGUGGAGGAGCUGACGGAGAGCCUGAAGGCUGCUACCUCCAGCAUGGAGCAAUACAGAGCAAUGGCUCAAAGCCUGGAGGAAUCUCUGGAGACAGAGAAACAGGUAACAGAGCAGGCUCGCUCAUCCAUUGCGGUCCAUUUGAAUGAGGCCGAGGAGCAGCGGCGUGGGCUGGAGGCGAAGCUCCUGGAAUCGGAGAAAGAAAAGCAGAACUUUGAGGAGCAGAAGAGGAAAGCUGUUGCUUCUCUUGAGGAGCAGAUAAAUGACCUGAGGAGGAGCCUCAGCGAGGUGCAGGCUGAUUACCAGGCUGCGCAGGAGCAGCUGGCUGUGUGUAAAACUCAGCAGCAGCAGGCUCUGCAAGACAGCCAGGAGCAGGCUACGCGGGUUGCUGAGGCUCAAGAUAAAUAUGAGCAAGAGAUGUUGCUGCACGCAGCUGAUAUGGAGGCUCUGCAGGCUGCCAAGGCCCAGGCUCAGCAGGCUACUGAGUUCAAACAACAUCUGGAGGAGAAAGUCCAGAGGCUCAGUGCUGAGUUACUGGAGGCCAGAGUCUCCUGGGAGGAGCAGGAGAAGAUCCUCAAGGAAGAGAUGUCUAAAAUGGAGAGCCGCUAUGAGGAGCUGCAGAGGCAGAACACUCUCCUGCAUGAGCAGGUCCAGACGAUCAGCGGCAGGCUAGCUGCUAGCAUACAGAGUGUGGCCGGUGAGAGUUCACUGAACGUGUCUCUGACUGAAGAGGGCAAAUCUCAAGAACAGCUUCUAGAGAUCCUCCGGUUUGUGCGUCGAGAAAAGGAGAUAGCAGAAUCCCGUUUCGAGGUCGCCCAGGGGGAGAGUUUACGUUGCCGACUGAGAGUGGAGCACCUGGAACGUGAGCUCAAAGAGGUGCAGGACACCUUAAGUGCUGCAAGAGAAAGGAUGCAGGUCACUGCAAAGACGCUCGCUCAACAUGAUGAGCUAAUGAAGAAGACUGAAACGAUGAACAUUCUAAUGGAGACCAACAAGAUGUUGAGAGAGGAGAAAGAGAAGCUGGAGCAAGAACUGCAGCAGGCUAAAGCGAAGGUGCAGACGUUGGAGUCGGACGCCUUGCCGCUGCAGCAGGUUAACACUGAGCUGAGUGAGAAGAGCGGGAUGCUGCAGUCGGAGAAGGUGCUGCUGGAGGAGGAAGUCAAGCGCUGGAAGGCUCGAACUCAGCAUUUGGUGAGUCAGCAGAAAGAUUCGGAUCCUGACGAGUUUAAGCGCCUGCAUACGGAGAGGGAGGGGCAUCUGAAACGCAUCCAGCAGCUCACCGAGGACAACGCUAGACUCAAAGCAGAGUUGACCAAAUCAAAUAAUCUCACAACCGCCAUUCAGAGUCAAAUGCAGAACUUACGUGACAAUAUGAGUAAGGUGAACGAGGAGAGGAACACGCUGAAGAAGGAAAUAGAGACCAAAAACGAAGAACUUCUGGAUAAGAUGCGAACUAUUAACCAGGUUAAGAAGAUCGGACGCCGCUACAAGACUCAGUUUGACGAGCUGAAGUCAGAGCAUGAUAGGCUGUUGGCGGAGGCAGCAGCGGGCCCGUCCCAAGACGAGGAGGCACGCCAAGCUUCGGUUCAAGAACUGCAGAGGGUGAAAGACUCUUUGAACCAGGCUGAAACCAGGACCAAAGAGCUGGAAGGACAGCUGGAGAACACCAACAAGGUGACUGUGGAGCGAGAGGCUGAAGUACGCAGUAGCCAGGAACAGUGUUCCAGGCUGCAGACGGAGCUGACCAGGCUGAGGCAGGAGCUGCAGGAUAAAGCUUCUCAGGAGGACUCUCUGAAACAGCAGAUGGCCGAGAAGGAGGAGAAGACCAGGAAGGCUCUUGUUAUUGCCAAGCAGAGGAUCACCCAUCUCACUGGUACCAAAGAUCAGCUGCAGAAGGAAAACGAGGAACUAAAGCAGCAGCGAGAUGAAUUGAAGACGCAGCGGGAAGAACUGGAGAUGAGAGUGAGUGCUCUCAAGUCUCAGUACGAGAGUCGGCUUAGCAAACAGGAGAGAGGACUCCGAGAACUGCGAAGUCAACAGGAGAGACAAGAUCAGAGAGAUGAGCAGCCUGAGGCUGGUCCCAGCAAGAUUCAAGAGCAGCAGAGGAGUGCCGAACAGAGGCAGAUCAGUCUGAAGACUACUUCAUCUGCAGACAGGAGCAGCGCCAGCACUUCUGACCCUCCUCCGACUGCCAACAUUAAGCCAACGCCUGUAGUCGCCACACCCAGCAAACAGACCAACAACCCGGGAAGUAAACCCACUCCACGAGCAAGCAUCAGACCCAUGAUUACCCCGGCCCCCGUGCCCACACCAACACCAACUGCUACAGUCAUGCCAACCACACAGGUGGAGACCCAGGAAGCCAUGCAGUCGACUGAAAGCCCACCGGUGGAGCACGUGACCGUGUACGGCAGUGCCAGUGGUUCUGUGCGCUCCGCCAGCCCAAAUGUCCAGACCACUUUAGCUAGUCCCAUGUUGACCGUGCAGCAGACCCAGACCCAGGCCACGGCAUUUGUUCAGCCGACGCAACAACAGAGUGUGACCCACUCAGAACCGGCCAGUCAGGACCCUCUGCCAGUUGUGAUCGAGGCAACGCCCAGUUCUCAGGUGGAAUGGCCAUCAACGUCUUCCACUUCCUCUGUGUUUGGCACUGUUUCAGCGACACCGGGAACUUCUGCUUUGUCCAAGAGGCCUCGUGAGGAGGAGGAAAGCAGCGUCGUGACCGCUGAGACCGAAACAACCCAGGAGGACACCUCCAGGACUCCCAUAGCCAAAAAGCUGCGCAUGAUCCAGAGAGUGGGCCCAGAGGAGGAGGUUCUGGUUGAGGAGAGUGGCGAAGCUGAAGGCGUAGUUCCAUCGGACAGUCAGGAUGGUGCAGAGCCAAGCCAGACGGAGGAGUUCUCUAACCUGGAGGAAAUGGAGGAUGAUGUCGCUACUCAGUCCAUCAUGGAGCACGGGGUCACCCCAACCCAAAGUGAGACCCAAGACCCUCUGCCGCAGGAGGUCAUUGUCAUCCUGACUGACUCUGAGAGUGAAGAUGAGCAAGACGACGACGACGAGGAAGAAGAGGAAGAGCAGGAUUAUGUGGAGGAGGAGGAAGAAGAUGAAGAAGAGGAGGAGGAGGAAGAUGAAGAAGAGGAGGAAGACGAUGGAGAGAUGGCAGAGGAAGGAGACGACAGUAAUGAGGGGAGUGGAGAUGGCAAUGAGGCCUAUGAAGGGGACGACACAGAGGGAGCUGAUGUCACAGACCCGGGCACAGAGACAGAGGAGAGUCUGGGGGCGUCUGACUCCACCCAGAGGCCUGCAGAUUCCCAGACUCCCAGCUUUGAGGGGAGCUCCAUGGAGGCCGUCUCCUCUGACCAACCAAUCACAAGUUCUGGCACACGUAUGCCUCCGUCACCACGGAGACCUGUGCAUCAGCUGCCGCCUCGACUGAACAUCCAUCCCGCUCUGACAUCAGAACUUGGACCGCCUCGCGUUCCUGUACGGCGCCAGUCAGUAGGCAGACUCACCCCUGGGAUGUCGAGCACGGCUCAGCAGCAACAUUUCUAUGAGGAAGAUGACAGAAUGGUUCCCAGUACUCCCACUCUGGUGCCUCCUCGGUCUGAUGCUUUUGACCAGGCCAUCCAUUCUCCCCAGGUUGCAGGAGUCCCUCGGUUCAGGUUUGGCCCUUCAGAAGAUCUGCCACAGACCAGCUCCUCCUCACACUCUGACCUGGGACAGCUCGCUUCACAAGGAGGUCUUGGGAUGUAUGAAAGUCCUCUGUUCCUGGCAACUCAUGAAGAGGAAGCUGGUGGACGCAGCGUUCCCACCACUCCGUUACAAGUCACUGCUCCAGUAGUGUUCUCAGAAGUAGCACAGUCUGACACAACGGAGCACGCCUCCCAGUCCGUUCCCAUGGUGAGCACAUCUACACCCAGCCUAGUUGUACCAGGAACGGCCGGUCCAGGGGAGGAGAGAGACAUUUUCCUGGAGCCAGACACUGAUAGACCCAGUGUUGAGGUGUCCAUGGAUCCUGUAGUGUCUCAGGGAGACGCAGAAGACCCGAGUCAACCAUCUGACAGGUCCAACCUUCCUUCCACCAGCCAGGAGCCCUCUUCCAGCUCUGCAGCGAGUCACGUGUCUGCAGAUACAAGCAGCGCUCCCCCUAAACUCUAUCGGCCUGGACCCAGUAGACAGCUGCAGCGCAGAGGUCAGGCCUUCCCGUCCCGGGGUGUCCCUGGAAGACGAUUUCUGAGAUGAAUCACCGACAUCCACCAUUCCAUCAGAAACACGUUUCGAUUCGUUUCUUGGUGUUUUUCUCUUGUUCUGGCGUCUGGUUUUGGUUUUAUUGCCGGUUUUUGUGUGUUGACGUUGCCGUUGAGAAGAAAAUAAAAAUCAGAUCUGAUGGAAGCUGCCUGAUAGGUGCUGCUUUGAAGUUAAACACUUUUUGGACACUUGAAGAAGGCAUUGGUUUGAGGCGUCCCGUUUGGUUGAGGAGCUGCGACGACGGGUCGUUCACCAUCCAUCCUCACGUUGUACGUUGUUGCUGCAAAAGAAAUGACAUCUCCAGUCUACACAACUGCUUAUAUUAAUGCAUUUAGGAUGUUUUAAUGUGGCUGGGAGUUUCCAACUAGUGGAACUAAAACCAUCAGUUUGUUUUUCCAGAAGUUGUGACUGUGUGGUUGUGGAAAAAGCAUUGGAGUGGCUCGUCUGAUUUUUAAGAGCUGUGGUGUUUUGUGAAUGAUGUCAACGACUAGACGGUGAAAACAUCCUUGUGUUCUGCUGACUUUACUCAGAAGCUACUCAGAUCUUUGUAUAAUUUAAAAUCCAACACUUUUUACUACACAAUAAAAGCCUUAGGUGAAUAAAA
Messenger RNA from Nothobranchius furzeri (turquoise killifish), 7752 nucleotides. It is a transcript of the gene tprb, whose product is annotated as translocated promoter region b, nuclear basket protein. Gene Ontology annotation, molecular function: structural constituent of nuclear pore. The record is from RefSeq and is a predicted model, not a curated record. NCBI's taxonomy places the organism in Eukaryota, Metazoa, Chordata, Actinopteri, Cyprinodontiformes, Nothobranchiidae. Gene Ontology annotation, cellular component: nuclear pore. Gene Ontology annotation, biological process: mRNA export from nucleus; protein import into nucleus; regulation of mitotic spindle assembly.